AUUUGAAACUUGUGUCUGCAAUCUGGCAUCGUGCCAGGCUUAAGUACUCUCGAUCAAAUCAUUGGUUCGAAAACUGAUCAUAACGGCUUUCCAUAGCCAGACGAAAAACUUUGUAAGGCAUUUUGUGAUUUUUGUCUUCGACUCUUUGACUGUUUGACAGCUUUUCUGGUUACGUUUGAAUUUGAGCACUUUAAAUUGUUAAUAAGGGAAUCCUUGAAUGGCUUUAAAGUUUUCCAAUUUUUGACGCAGUACCACAUUAGAAGUUUUCGAUGAAAUUCGAGCAGUAAUGGCAUUACCCGACACUGUUGGAGAGAAAGACGAUCGGGAUGCAGUGAUUCUGCCACCUCCACCUCCACCUACAACUUAUGUUCCCCUAAUUAACUUAAACUCCCCUUCGCUUUCAUCUGAAUCCGGACGCAGUCUUUUGAGCCAGACCAUAGAAGAAUCCAGCAAAAUAAAGCUGAUGGACAGAAUUAAUCGCAUCAUAAAGUAUGACAUUUGCAGAGAGCCGGAUCAAGAAGUCUGCUGUCGGGUAGACUUGCUUCUUCAUCUGACUCCUCCGAUUCUCCAGACAGGACCGAGUUGUGGAUUUGCAGCACUGGCGACCUUAGGGCAGCUGCUUGACUCGUCCGAUUGCACAUUUCCGGAUAUCAUGACUGUAAUGCUUGAAUGGGCAAAAGAUCAGCAGUUCACGAAGAUGGGCGAGAUGUUUUCCGCCGCCAGGCUUCUUGAGACCCUGCAGAUUUUCCCAUGUAACGCGUACAUGAAAGAACUGUUGACCACUGGUCAAGGAGAAGUGUCCGAUGUGGCUUGUAAAGAAAUCAUUGAUGGUGUUUUGGACAACUGUGUUAUGCUUAUCCCAUAUGAUAAGGGUCCCAAUCACGACCCCGUUCUGCGGAAUGGCCAUUCGGCUCACUGGUGUGUUGUUCUCGGACUGGCUAAAAUCAACUUGAUCCCGGAAGAUGUGAAGUUUUGUGAUACGAAAGAAACCGAAAAUUCUCCAAAUGCAGUUGACCAUGUAUAUGCUCUUUGCCGACACGGAAAGUCUGCACAUGUUGCUGUCUGGAAGCUCAAAGAGUUAUUGAACAGUUGCUUGGGACUCAAAGAAAUGCGGCCAACUCAGGAUGCAGAGGACUUUGACUACAUCGUCAGCGAUAGGAACGAUUUGAAAGAAUUACGCGGGCGGUUAAUAAUCAUUAAUACCAAUCGUGAGCCGUGGAGGCAUGUUUACGAUACACGUGAUUCUGAUAGUUGAUCUCGAUCAUCUCAAUCAGAAUUGUGAUGAAGUUUUACCCGGUAGAUGUCUUGUAAUUUUUAAUAAUACUGGCUGUCGAACAGCUGUUUCUCCCUGUGUGCAUAGAAUUUGCACAGUUUAUGCUGUGAUGAAAUGGAUUAUGGAAUGCAAAUUGACUAAUAUUAAAAACGUUCAAGUGUAUAUGUAGC
Paramacrobiotus metropolitanus is the source of this 1443-nucleotide messenger RNA. Its product is annotated as actin maturation protease-like. NCBI's taxonomy places the organism in Eukaryota, Metazoa, Tardigrada, Eutardigrada, Parachela, Macrobiotidae. The record is from RefSeq and is a predicted model, not a curated record.